Hemibagrus wyckioides is the source of this 3206-nucleotide messenger RNA. RefSeq names its product ORAI calcium release-activated calcium modulator 1b (gene orai1b). Bases 152 to 817 code for a protein of 221 amino acids. Gene Ontology annotation, molecular function: store-operated calcium channel activity. The record is from RefSeq and is a predicted model, not a curated record. NCBI's taxonomy places the organism in Eukaryota, Metazoa, Chordata, Actinopteri, Siluriformes, Bagridae. Gene Ontology annotation, cellular component: membrane. Gene Ontology annotation, biological process: store-operated calcium entry. The transcript has 2 exons.
GAUUGUGGGUAAUGCUACAUUCAGGCGGGCGGGCAGAUGGCGAGCCAGAGAAAUGUGGAGGUUUGACUCGGGUGUAUAAUUCAAGACUCGUUGUUGUUUCUAAUUGAUUACUUUGCUUCGUAGUUGUGUAUUUGUUUCCUUUGUGUGCACGAUGAGCGGAAGUGAGCUGUCUUUGCAGGCUCUGUCCUGGCGGAAGCUGUAUCUGAGCCGGGCGAAGCUGAAAGCCACAAGCCGCACUUCAGCUCUGCUGUCCGGCUUCGCCAUGGUUGCGAUGGUGGAGGUUCAGCUGGAUACAAGUCAUGAUUACCCCCCUGGUCUGUUGAUCGCAUUCAGUGCAUGUACCACAGUGUUGGUGGCAGUUCAUCUCUUUGCUCUGAUGAUCAGCACCUGCAUCUUGCCCAACAUCGAAGCCGUCAGCAACGUACACAACCUCAACUCGGUGCGCGAGUCUCCACACGAACGUAUGCAUCGCCAUGUCGAGCUGGCCUGGGCCUUCUCAACCGUCAUCGGCACACUGCUCUUUCUCGCUGAGGUCGUCCUUCUCUGCUGGGUCAAGUUUUUACCCAUCAGGCCCAAGAAUCAGAAAAACGGCACGGUCUCGGCAGGUGUGGCCGCCGCCAUCACCUCCACCUCCAUCAUGGUGCCGUUCGGCCUCAUCUUUAUCGUCUUCGCCGUCCAUUUUUACCGCUCGCUUGUCAGUCACAAAACUGACCGUCAAUUCCGGGAGCUAGAGGAACUGGAGGAUCUGACACGGCUUCAGAACGAGCUGGACCAGAGAGGAGAAACAUCAGCGCUGCACUCUCCAACUUCUCAAUAGAUGACCGUCCCGAGUCUGCUUUUUAACCUACUGUGUCUGUAUGUCUUAGUUUCUGCAUGUGGAUUUAAAGGUAUUAAUGAAAUCUUAAAUGCACCUCUGGCUUCACCAGCCUCCAUUAAGGAGGGAACCAUCCCGAGGCUAAUUUUCAUUUUAUUUAUUUUUAAUAUAUAUAUAUAUAUAUCGCGAUGAAGACCUCAACGUCAUGUCUUUUAACAAGAUCAUUGAGCUGUAAGCGAAUACCUUGACGUAACCAAAUCCAUCAGCUCAGCAUUUGUCAUACCGUUAGUUUAUCAUAUUUUUUUACAGCCCUGAUGUAAUGCCAGGGUUCUGGAGGUUAUCUGACGUCCCACAGUUCCUUGAGUGUCUAGCAUGCAUGGUGUUGCUCAGUAUGCUAGAAGCUAUAUAUUUCUGUAAGCAGUUGAUGCUAACCAGUGCAUGUGAGCGAAGGUUGGAACUUGGGACUUUCCAGACACGAGGUUAAUCACAAGCCAAGCGGAGUAGGGAGGUGAAGAAUGCACAUCACUGGAGUUAAUCACUGAAACCAUUUUAUAGGUGAAUGAUACAUUUUUUAUUUUACUAACUGCUGCGAUUUUUAAAUACAAUAGCUCUGUAGUUGAAGAUAUAUAUUUACUGAUGAACUCAGUGUUCUGUCAUUAUGAAUGUCAGUGCCAAAUUAUGACUGUUAGGCAUGUGCUGAUAUUAAAUUCCUAUAUGAUCAUACAAGUGGUGGUUAGUAUGGCGAAAUUAUGUCAUGAUACGCAACUUUCUUUUGCGAUGUGAUGAGAAUCACAGUGGUGCCGGCAAUGUCGCAGAGCUGUAAGAAGAGCUAAAGAAAAGGAAUUUAAAGUACAAUCACUGGAACAAAACAAAAGUGCUGCCCAUAAUAAAAUACACCGAUCAGGCAUAACAUUAUGACCAGUGAGAGGUGCCGUGAAUAAGACUGAUUAUCUCCUCAUCAUGGCACCUGUUAGUGGGUGGGAUAUAUUAGGCAGCAAGUGGACAUUUUGUCCUCAAAGUUGAUGUGUUAGAAACAGGAAAAAUGGACAAGCGUAAGGAUUUGAGCGAGUUUGACAAAGGGACAAAUUGUGAUGGCUAGACCACUGGAUCAGAGCAUCUCCAAAACUGCAGCUCUUGUGGGGUGUUCCCGGUCUGCAGUGGUCAGUAUCUAUCAAAAGUGGUCCUAGGAGGAAACAGUGGUGAACCGGCGACAGGGUCAUGGGUGGCCAAGGCUCACUGAUGGACGUGGGGAGUGAAGGCUGGCCCGUGUGAUCCGAUCCAACAGACGUGCUACUGUUGCUCAAAUUGCUGAAGAAGUGAAUGCUGGUUCUGAUAGAAAGGUGUCAGAAUACACAGUGCAUGACGGGUCAGGGCUGUUCUGGCAGCAAAAGGGGGACCAACCCAAUUUUAGACAGGUGGUCAUAAUGUUAUACAUGGUUGGUGUAGGUAUAUAAUGUGCCACUCAAGAUUGUCCAAGCCUUUAUAUAAAUAAAGGCUACCAUAAAUCUUUUAUCAUGGUUUAUUAUAUUAUUUUAAUAUUCUAUUUCCUUCGAACCUUAAAACCUUAGUAGGAGUGCCAGUUGCCUGACUUUUGAUAUGAUCGUCUUGUAGAGCGGUAUAAAGUUAGCUUAGAUAUUAUCACAGCACAAAGAUUUUAAUGGACAUGUCGCAUAUCAUGGUUUGUUUCACAUCUUGAUUAUCAGCACAUGCCUGACAUCAACACUGAACUGAGCCAUGUUUUGGUGUGCGGUUAAUGUUUACAUCUUUAUAAUAAUGUGCCAAAUACUUUUGAUUUACUCCUCCAGUCUGUACUGGUUUCUAAUGAACCAAACUGUACUUAAUUCCAUUAUCUCUGUGUAAAGUUAUCUGGGCAUUUCAAUACCAUUUAAAACCCUUCCCUAUUCAUUUCCCCCCCAAUUCCCUUGACCAUCUUAAGAGCAACAAGCCAGUUAAUUAGUAGGAUCUAUUUAGCAACUGACUGACUACAUUUUUAUAGCUGCUGGGAAGAACAUCGACAUCAAGUUUAAUUUGCCAUACAUGACAUUUUAUGAAUCUGAAGGAUUGAAUUGUUUUGGUCUACAGACAUUCCUCAUCUCAUGUCAGUGUUUUCUAAGCUGUUGCUACGAUUUGUUCGAAACCACGGUUCAUCCUCUUGUACUAAAGCUGUGUUGAAAACAGUACCACAACAUCGUGCACAGGUUGAACGUGGGUUUUCUUUGGUAAAGAGGUUCUUAUUCAACUUCAGAAUGACUGAUUUAAUCAUUUUGGUGUGAAACCAUUUGCCAAGUGGUGUGGCCUUGAUGUUUUGUGAUUUUUUUUUUUUAAUUGCCAAGCACACACAGUGUGUACAUGGUUUACAAAUCUGAGUGAAAUAAAACGAAAUAUAACAAAA